Molecule: messenger RNA, 897 nt
Organism: Astrephomene gubernaculifera
Lineage: Eukaryota; Viridiplantae; Chlorophyta; Chlorophyceae; Chlamydomonadales; Astrephomenaceae
Source: the annotation of a GenBank genome assembly
CUAUCCUUGGCGACUACUACUGCCAUUCCUACAGAUAUGGAUUAGCUGUUGUGUCCAGAUAAAGUAUGCUAAGUAGGCUACUUUGAAAAGUUAUGUAAUCACCGCCACACCUCGCACUUUGAACGCAUAAAGGAUGACAGUAGCUGAUCAAAGCGAGGCGGCGGUGAUCGCCGCACUUGAGAGAAAUGCCUCAUGGUCGUGCGGCUCCGUCGGCUAUCUAGUGUCUACCACGUGGUGGAACGCAUGGGUACAGUACAGCGGCUACUCUGGUCCCAGCGCCGAGUCCGCAUCGACGCUGAUGCAGCUAUCAGGCGGUGGCUCACCUCGACCAGGACCCAUCUCCAACACAGACCUGCUGCCACCUGGCCACACCGUUGACCAGAAGCCGCUCCUUCCAGGCUCGGAAGCAACUCCUCGUGCCGAGGAUGUCCCAUUACGACCUGACCUGGUGGAACAGCAGGACUUCAUAGUCGUCUCCGAAGCCUCCUGGCAGCGCUUACACAGCUGGUACUCGGGCGGGCCCGUCAUCGCGCGCCGUGUCGUGGCUGAUCCCGCUCCUGGGCCCUCAGGGUGCAGCGGAGUCGCACGCUGGACCCGUGUUGCAUUGUACCCGCUGCGGUUUGAGGUGUCGUACAAGGAAGCAAAGGAGGGCGCCCAGGAGCGUACGGCAGUCGUGGCUAUUGAGCCGGAGGCCAGUCUGUCCGCGCUCAAGACACGCUCCUGCGCCGCCCUGGGUGUGCCGGAGGAGGAAGUAGUGCUCUGGGACUACUCCGGCGGUGCUGCGGUGCGAUCGCUGGAGACGGCACAACCCGGAGAGGAGGCGCAGGACGAGCCUCGAGCCACCUCGAGCGCAGGCACCGCCGCGGCUAACGCCACAGGAACAGCAGCAGGCACGGC